UAGAAGAGAGACAAUAACAGAAUUACUAAAAAUUUAGAGGCUACAAAAGGACAAGUCCAAACAUAUUCACACACUUGCAAAGCUUUUCUUAUAUAUGUGUGGUGUCUCUCUUUGACUUGUCUCUUCCUAUAUCACUCAUUAUUUACGUAUCCAUCUCUCCACACAUCUCUCUCCAUCUCACACACAUCUUCCUCUUAAUACAUUACUAUAUAUGCAUAUAUCUCUCAUUCUUUAACUUCUUCAUAAUCAACAUCAACAAAAACUCCUCUUCUCCUUUAGUGAUAUUCAUCUCUUGAUGGAAGCGUUUGAAGAGGCCAUAGCGGCUUCAAAGGAGCAAUCAUUAAUCUUUAAAGGGAAGCGUACAAAGCGACAACGUCCACAGUCUCCUGUUCCUUUCUCCAUCUCCCCUCCUAUAGUUUAUUCCCAUGCACGCGACAUUGAAGAAGAAUCUAAAAAGGAUGGUGUAAUCACGUCUUCAUCUUCAUCAGCCUCUUGGUUCUCUAACAACAACGCAACAUUGAAGGCUGAAGAAGACGAGGAAGAGCAAGACAUAGCCAACUGUUUGAUCCUCCUGUCCCAAGGUCACUCUCUUCCCAUACCUAACCACGAAGCAAACAACAAUAACACGUAUAAAUUUAGCAGCAGGAGGUUUCUAGAGACUUCUUCAUCUAACGGUGGUGGCAAAGCCGGUUACUACGUAUAUCAAUGCAAAACAUGUGACCGGACCUUCCCUUCUUUUCAAGCUUUAGGCGGCCAUAGAGCUAGCCACAAGAAACCCAAAGCCACGUUAUCCUUAUACUCCAACAUUGACGUUAAGAAGAACAUCUACGAAAGCGAAGCCGUUUCACUCGUCACAACUUCAACUAUUUACAACAACAACAACAACAACAAGAACAAUAACAAUAGAUCGGUUGCCGUGUAUGGUAAGGCAGGUAGCAAUAAGGUUCAUGAAUGUGGAGUCUGUGGGGCCGAGUUUACGUCUGGGCAAGCCUUAGGUGGCCAUAUGAGACGGCAUAGAGGCGCGGUGGUUGUUGCUGCGGCACCGGUUAACACUGUAACGGUGGCCAUGACUGCUGCUAACACGGAGUUAUCACUGUCUUCCAUGUCGUUCGAUCAAAUAUCUGACGGUCAAGAUCAUCUGGUGAUGCCAGCUACAAAGAGAGCUAAGAAGCCGGUCGUGUCAUUGGAUUUGGAUCUGAAUCUACCCGCACCGGAAGAUGAGAAUCGGGUCAACGGUUUCACCUUUGCUUUGAAGCAAAAACAGGAACAAGAACACCAACCAACGAAGCAAAGAGAAGAACCAAAGUGUCUUCUUUUGUCUGCUCCUACUUUGGUGGAUUGCCAUUACUGAUAAACAUCAUAACCUAUAAAAAAAAACAGAAAAUCAUUUUAAAUAUUUUUUUCUUUUUUUUUAUUUACUGGAAAGGGUAAUUCAUUGUUUGUAUAUCAAAUGUUUUUUUUGUAUAACCGAUUCUUUGCUUGUUAAAGACUUGCUAGAUUCUUUA
Raphanus sativus (radish) is the source of this 1505-nucleotide messenger RNA. Its product is annotated as zinc finger protein ZAT5. Bases 296 to 1351 code for a protein of 351 amino acids. Lineage: Eukaryota; Viridiplantae; Streptophyta; Magnoliopsida; Brassicales; Brassicaceae. The record is from RefSeq and is a predicted model, not a curated record. The transcript has a single exon.